AUGUAUGUGAGUUACUUUAUGGAUCAAGAAAACAACAUGUAUCCUGGACCCAGGAAAUAUCCUAACAGCGGUGUACCGAUGCAGAAUUUUCCAUCUAAUGCCACCUACUCAGAGUACAUGGAAUACCACAAUGCUCAGAUUAUGGAUAAUUCAGGGCAUUCGUCAGGAGUUUGGGGAUCACAUUAUGGGUUUCAGAGAGAAGAAUGGAAUGGUUAUGGCCCUGGACCCUCUAACACAUGCUCUGCUCCAAUAUCUGGAUUAUCUCCUGGACAGAUGAUGUAUGAGUCUCCUGACUAUAGCUCAAUGCGCCACCCUGGCCAAGGGGCGAUGCCUCUUGAUUCAGUGAAUAUAGUUCAAACCCUUUCCAACAAUCAAAGGCACCAGCCCUAUGACUGGAUGAGGAAAACAAUUCACACAAAUCCUGCUGGCAAAACCAGAACAAAGGAAAAAUACAGAGUUGUAUACACAGAUCAUCAGAGACUAGAACUUGAGAAAGAAUUCCUCUCCAACAGAUACAUCACAAUACGAAGGAAGUCUGAAAUUGCAAUAAGUCUGGGACUGUCAGACAGGCAGGUAAAAAUAUGGUUCCAGAAUCGACGUGCCAAGGAACGAAAACUGAUUAAGAAAAUAGGACAGUUUGACGGAAGUGUGGGCUCAGCCCAAAGUGACUCUGGAUCUGUCAGUCCAGCCAACAUGUCUGCAGGUUUAUAUCCUCAACCACUCGCAUUAAACGGAUUACAGUCAAUGAACAACAUGCUACAGGUUGCAGUGUCCCAGUAA
Messenger RNA from Pelobates fuscus (common spadefoot toad), 780 nucleotides. Its product is annotated as homeobox protein CDX-4-like. Lineage: Eukaryota; Metazoa; Chordata; Amphibia; Anura; Pelobatidae. The record is from RefSeq and is a predicted model, not a curated record. Gene Ontology annotation, biological process: regulation of transcription by RNA polymerase II; embryo development; animal organ morphogenesis. The transcript has 3 exons. Bases 1 to 780 code for a protein of 259 amino acids. Gene Ontology annotation, cellular component: nucleus. Gene Ontology annotation, molecular function: RNA polymerase II transcription regulatory region sequence-specific DNA binding; DNA-binding transcription factor activity, RNA polymerase II-specific.